AUGGCCCUGCUCAAUCCCGUCUACGCCUUCAUAGUCCCCUUCCUCUUUCUUUUCACCGUGCCCCUCGCCAUCUUCGCAGGCAUCACAACGACUGUCGCCUUCACUGUCCUGCUCUUCCGCGUCGUCCUCGUAUAUCUCGACCUCGCCCUGACCCUACUCCCCUCCUACCUCAACCUUCGCCGUCUCCCCCACCAGCGGAUGGGCCACCAAGCCCUCCCCGCCGCCAAGACGCCCGCAACCCUUUCGAACUCGUCCUCCCGCUCCGUGUCGCCCGUCCUGACGACGACAUCUCGCACCCUCAGCUUCACCCGCACCCCGCACCGCCGACCUCGCUCCCGCCGCCCUUCGAUGUCCCAUGGCGCGACGACCCCAGAUGCGCCACCCACGACCCUCUCCCUCUUGCCGAGCACAGGUCUUGACCGAGACUUCGAGGGAAUAGGUGGCUGGCGGCUCGGGUCUUCCACAGACGAUGACCGCUGGACCAUGAUCAACUCGCGCCUCGAGCUGCCGGACCGCCAGCGACACCAUCACCGCAGCCCGAGCGGCGGGGGCGCCGACGGCGGAUUCCUCAUGAUGAAGGGCUCGCGUGGCCGCAACCGCAGCGGCAGCCCUGAGAUUUCGACCGUCGGCACGGCUGGGAACCGGGCUUCGCCUGCUUCGCCCAACAGCUCGAGAGUGCGCACGCCGGGGGCACCGGCCGCGCUGACGACUAUCGAGGACGGAGAGUACUUUCCUCGGACGAGAAAAUUGGCCGUCGCAUAA
This is a messenger RNA of Verticillium alfalfae VaMs.102, 762 nucleotides long. RefSeq lists its product as hypothetical. The record is from RefSeq and is a predicted model, not a curated record. Bases 1 to 762 code for a protein of 253 amino acids. Lineage: Eukaryota; Fungi; Ascomycota; Sordariomycetes; Glomerellales; Plectosphaerellaceae. The transcript has a single exon.